This is a messenger RNA of Arachis stenosperma, 1804 nucleotides long. RefSeq names its product sterol 3-beta-glucosyltransferase-like. Gene Ontology annotation, biological process: carbohydrate metabolic process. The transcript is spliced from 12 exons. Lineage: Eukaryota; Viridiplantae; Streptophyta; Magnoliopsida; Fabales; Fabaceae. Gene Ontology annotation, molecular function: histone deacetylase activity; hexosyltransferase activity. The record is from RefSeq and is a predicted model, not a curated record. The coding region runs from base 115 to 1416 and encodes 433 amino acids.
AUUCACGCUUAUGAAGGUUUCAGUCUUCUUCAUCGUCUUCUCUCCUCUUCCUAUCCUCUCUCUCUCUCUCUCUCUCUCUCUCUCUCUCUCUCUCUGCUCCUCGAUCUGCGUCGCAUGCAAGAUGCCAUCUGCCCUCUUUGUGAAAGGACCCUUUCCUUUCCCUCCGGUGACAAUUCUGAUGCCCCAGCUUCUUCCCUCUGGGAUGUUGGUAGUGUUUACUUCGGGCCAAACCAUCCGAUGAAGCCUCACAGGCUAUGCACGACUCACCAUCUUGUUCUCUCAUACGAACUUCACAAGAAGAUGGAAAUAUAUCGCCCACAUAAAGCAUAUCCUGUUGAGCUUGCCCAGUUUCAUUCAGCUGACUAUGUUGAGUUUUUGCAUAGGAUUACACCUGACACUCAGCCUUUGUUCUCCACAGAAUUGGCAAAAUUGUUCGCUGUGAUAUGGGCAGUUUAUUGUUGUGCUUCAUUUGCUUGGAUCGGUCAAGACAUUCUUAAAUUGACAAAAGACUAUUGGUUGCGUGAGGGAAUCAUUGUUAAGGUUAUGAGCAAGGCCUUGGCAGAGAAGGGGUAUGGAGUAUUUCUUUUACAAUGGAGUAAUAUGGAGAGAUAUGGAGAGAUAAAAGACGUAUUUUUGGAUGGUGCAAAAGGAGAAGGGAAGAAGGACAUGGAGUAUUUCUUUCACACUUGGUUCUCUCUCAUUCACCAGCUUCAGCCCCUCGCCGUUAUAUUUUCUGAUGCUGGUCUUGACACUAGGUGGGUUGGGAAUGAACUUGGUCUUGGUGCCUCUACUUGUUGGUCUAUUUACAACUCCACUCUCACUCCAAUUCAUGGCAUUUACAAUGAUCCUCGAUAUGCGGCUGAGGGAGAUUCGGCUGGUCAUGAGUGGGUACCUGCCCUCUGUGAUGUCUCAAUCAGACCUGAUAUGGUCAAGAAUAAAGGCUUCUUGCCAUCGGGCCGCUCAGAAAUUCAUAAACAAAGAAAUCAGAUAAAGGCUAUUAUCAACUCUUUGCUUCCAGCUUGCAACAGUGCUGAUCCAGAUACUCAUGUUGCAUUUAACGCAGAUGCAAUAAUUGCCAACCCUCCAGCAUACGGGCAUACUCAUGUUGCUGAGUUACUAAAAGUUCCACUUCACAUAUUCUUUACAAUGCCAUGGACGCCAACAUAUGAAUUCCCUCAUCCUCUUUCCCGCGUUAAGCAACAAAUGGCAUACAGAGUGCAUCAUGAGGGUGCUAGAACAACUGCUGCUGGUCUUAGAGCUGUUUGCCCAACAAUAAUUGUACCAUUCUUUGGGGACCAGCCAUUUUGGGGAGAGCAAGUGCAUGCCAGAGGAGUAGGUCGGGCACCGAUUCCACUGGAUGAAUUUACAUUAGGUAAAAAGGAAUGCCGAAGAACUUGCCGAUGCCAUGAAACAUGAAGAUGGGGUGGCAGGAGCAGUUGCAGCCGUCUAUAAACAUUAUCAUCCUCAAACACCUGAUUCCGAGACCAACCAUCAACCGGUAGCCACCGUGCCUAGACUUGGGUUCUCCUUCCUAGGAUGCUUUGGUCUCUCUAGAUCUAAAUCCACAACUUCUAGAUAGAUAUAAAUCCUCGUACAGCUAACUGGCUCACUUAAAUCACAUGUUCACCCUUCAGUCUAUUCUAAUGUAAUGUGCCAUUAAGAAAUGUAAAUCGUGUUUUUUUUAAUUCUGUGUAAUCAUCUCCAUGGAUAUUUCUGAAUGAUCCAUCAGGAUCUAAUUUACUUGUGAAUGAUAAUCACUCUUCUCUCUUAUUUAGUAGCAAAUAGUGAAUGUUCCUGCUCCUCA